Molecule: messenger RNA, 4482 nt
Organism: Trypanosoma brucei brucei TREU927
Lineage: Eukaryota; Euglenozoa; Kinetoplastea; Trypanosomatida; Trypanosomatidae
Exons: 1
Coding region: 1-4482 (1493 amino acids)
Molecular function (GO): protein binding
Source: RefSeq, a predicted model, not a curated record
AUGCGGGGGAGCUGCAGCGAGGGUGCAUUAUCAGGAGGAUGUUUGCCAUCUAGAGCUACAACAAACCCCUUAGGAGGACCCAGUUCAGCCGGAUCACUGGAAAUGGCUGAGAUGUUAGGAGCUGAAGCAUUUUACGGGUUACCUAUUCUUUGUUCCCUGUGGUCUGAGCGCAAACUCCCAAAACGACGCGGCGCGAGGGGGAGAGGCCAACAUUGGUCUUGUGCUUCGGGUGAAAGCGGCAAGAAGCGGAAUUGCAACCUUCCUCCACAGCUCCUCUUCACCAUUAUGAGUUACCUCCUACCAGAAGGUAUGUUGAAAAUGAGGUUGGUUUGCCGUACCUUCAACGACGUGUUCCUCACGUACAGCGUCCAGGAAACAUUCGCCGUGUCACUCCCCCGUAGUUUCAUGGAACCGACAGUAGGAUUUCAAACUCUCUCAGGACUGAUAAAAGAACGUGAGGCCGUUCUACGCAAUAAGGAGCGCUCCUGGUCUAAGUGGCUCUCAGCAUACGUGGUGAUGUGGCUCCGAAAAGAAGCAAACAAUGAUACCAUAAGCAAGGCGACGGUGGAGGGACAAGCCCUGUGGGUGCAGCUUCAGCGAUCGCGGGUGUUAUGUCGGCUCGCAAUGGAGGAAUGGCUCGGGCACCUCUCAGACUGCCGCCGUGCGCAGUAUAAUAUACGUAGGAACUGGUUCAACCCAACAAAUUUGGGUUGUACGUUGCGGACUGGAGUGCCGCCCGUUUUCCUACCGGAUGGAACACUCUGCAUUAAUGACCCACCAGAUGUAGUGAAGUUUUACGCCAAGCGUGACAGGGGGUUGCCUUUGUGUGAAGAUGCGCUCUCUCACAAAACUGUAUCGCGAAAAAACGACUCGCUUAAGGACAUGUGGGCUCCCUUUGAAGAGCUUGCGUUUCCUGCAUAUGUGUGUCUAAUGUAUUAUGACCCUUACGUGGAUGCGCUCCACAUCAGUCUGGCGAGCGGCACGUGCACACUUUGGCGUGUGAACAGCAUAGGAAUUGAGGCUGCAGCGCAUCGCACUGCAUCUGAAGCGGAUUUUGAGAGUUCUUCACAUCAACUGUGGCGUAAGACUGAUCUUCCUUGCCGUAGCAUCCCUAGCAGAAUUGAGGUGGUGGGAAACUACACCAUUUCUAGCGAGUUUCUUGCUUGUUCCGUGACGAUGACAAGAGACGGUAUUAAGCUAGAGGACUACAGGUGGAGUGAAGACGAAGUGAUGUCUAAAGUGCGUUUGUUUGGUGAGGGCGCGAAUGGCGACACUAGUCGUAUCAUCGUGGCAAGUUGUGGCCGAGACGUGUCAGCAUCCCUUCUUCCGAGAGCCACUGCCGGUGAUGCACACCUUACGAAGGAGGAUGUGGCAGUACUGAACAUUUUGCAAAAUCAGUUGUCAAACGCGAGUAACAGUGUAAACAGACCUCGAGCGGGUCCUACUCGCGGUGAAGCUUCUGCGAAUGAAUCCCAUAGACCGUCUGCCACCAACUCUGUUGAUGGUAUUAACGGUGGGCAUAACGAUGUGGAGAGUGGCAAUAACGGCGGGAAUAUCAUUUCUAUUGCCGGUGGGCCUGGUAACGGAGCAUUUGAGCUGCUUGUUGACGACAUUGAGCACGAAGGAGUAGGAACUGCUGCGUCUGAGGUAACCGCUAACCACCUGGAAGGGGAAAGGGGAGAUAGAAUCACCGACUUCAGGCCCUCUUCAAUCACAAUUAAUUCCACCGAGAGAAUCGACAUAAAGCGACACGUUUUUGGAGUGUUCAACGAGCAGGCGAGACUGAUGUGCACUGUUGCGAUCACACACGAAGUGGCUGUUUUCAUUUUGACCCAAUCAGGUUGCAGGACAUUAGGAGUAAAUUACAGCGGAGGAAUACAUGCUGCGUCCGUGCUGAGCUCACCGGUGUUUAAGCGUUGUGAGUCACCUACAGCAGAGCACCCGUGCGAGGAGGGAGAUGCAUUGUUUCUGUGCGCCUCUCAACACAACGUACUAAUCUGUCAGCAGAAGUUAUAUCGUCGCCUGGAAGAGGUUGAAAUAUUGGUUAUUCACCAGAAUCACCGAGAGGCAGCAACAUCACGAGGCGCUUUGCGGCCAAGUGAGCAGCGUUAUGGGACGUGGUAUUUUCUUAAGGGGUAUUCAUACCACUCUCCACCAAUGAUAUUGAGACCAUUGGUGGAGGUUUCUUCUCUUAUGCUGCAGGCAUUCGUUCAACCGCGUCCCCUAUUACCGGAGCAUCUAGAAUGGCUCAGUAAAAGGUCAAAUGAGGGAACAUGCAAGGUAGAUUGUCAACGGCAGCGGGAGGAGCACCUCCCGCCGUACAAGUCUUCCUGGUGGUGCCCGCAAAGGGACGGACACCCUUACUUCCACAAGCCAUUUGUAAUGUUUAUUUCAAAAUUUGUGGGGUAUCUACUUGCUGGUUGCGACUGUACUUCCGGGGGAUACCAGGAGGUCUCUACGGACGACCGAGAGCAUUUUCAUAGCGUUCCCCUCCUUGAUGGGAUUGCAGUGAAGCGGCUCCACCCGUCCGCAGUGGCACUGUCGCCUUCGCAUGCUUUUUUCGUCCUCGGAAUGGAAAACGGUUCGAUUCUGAUGGUGUCUCCAUCAUGUCGAAAGUGUGAUCAGGCAAAAGACGGUCAGGGGGGUUGCACCACAGAUGCGCAGGUCAAUGGGGCCCAUCUCAUUGAGCAAUUGGACACCAUAUCCAUUCCCGAAGGUGGGGAGGGAUAUUUGGCGAGCAGAGAAGCCCCCCAACUUCUUGUUGCUGGCGAGGACUUGCACGAGGAAGGAGCGGAUGAAGGAGAAAGCUCCUCAAGCUCCGAAGAUGAGGCUGCACACCCCCGCUCUCAACACCCACAUACAAGCCAUUUAUACCGAACAACAAUAAUUAGCAACAGGGUGCGUGGUUCGGCGCGGCAAAAGCGCAACCUUCGGUCGUUCACCCCACAACAGCUGUUUGGAUGUGCUUUCCAUGAGGAUCCAUACAUCUCUGCGUUACAGCGCUGUUCAUCAUCGAUUCUUAAUUCAAUGGAACGCCUUGAAGGGGAACAGCGGCGGCACCAUCCCACACCGAUUCAUGCCGUCUGGAUUCAUGCCCCGCGUGAUUGCUACCGGUUCUCACGUAAGUCAGGCAUAUGGAGUAUGCACUUGGAUGAUUGGAAAUUAACCGUACUUAACAGGCUGUAUGAACUAACGGUAUACGACCUCUCUAUGCAAUCUUUCGUCGGAAAAGACAAUGUUAAAGGGAGUGUUGUGUUCGCACCACUACUAACACUGAGCCCAUAUUUAAGUCAUCCGUUUCUGGGUGUCCCAAUGAAAGAUGAGGAGAAGUGGCUUUGUUCGAAGAUACGUAGACGGAUGCGGGCGGAAACGGAACGAACUGCCUCUGGAUGGGAAAUUGUGUGGCACAAUGGAGUGCUGGUUGUGCUUGGAGUGUCAAAAGGAUGGAGGUACUCCGUUUUUGACUUUCAUGCAAGGUUUAGUGACCCCGAUGUGAAAAACUUUUCAGACCCAGCGCCAGUGGCAUAUUCAGCUAAGCGAGACGAGUACUAUGAAAGUAUUUCUGGUUCUCAAAUGUUAGUGCCUCUCGAUUUUGGAAAAAAAGGGACUCACAAGCUAGCGCUGCCCCGUCACUUCCCACUCCUUAGGCGGGACGAGAAUAUGUAUUUGGUGAGGCUUUCGGUAAGGGCCGUCACAUUGGUGUUUCUAUGCGUGGCGUUAAUACUGGUGAUGCUGCGUAUCGAUGGAUAUAUCACAGCGCCGCAUUGGGUCGCAGCCGCUGCUUACGCUCCGUAUGCACUAGACGUCAUCGCCAACUCAUUCACAGACUAUGAUAGAUAUUACAUAGUCCGUAGUGACGUGCCAUUUUACAUUCGUCUUUUCUCUGACCUGCUUCUCUAUAUCGUGUUCCCCGUUGUUUUCACUCUGCGUCGUGAUUUGUACCCGAGAUUCAACACGCCGUGGAUCGUCCUGACAAUACCGUUGUGUGUUGCCAUCGCUAUGAAGUCACUGCCGGACAUUUAUAUUAAUAUGCACCCCGGGCAGCGGCACUGGUUUGCGUGGGUUACUACAUCGCGACUGUUGAAGGCGCUGUACGAAUGGCUGAUAAUUUCGACAAUCGUCCUUCUAGCUCUGUAUUUCGAUGGUCCUUCUGGUCGUGAUCCACUUGCACCGAAGUUCCACAUUGCUCUGGCCUUAACUCCGGUAAUGUUGUUAAUAUUAAUAUUGAAGGUGAAAUCUGCUGCUGCCUUUGUCCGAACUGGAAACUGGAGGCUUUAUCUUACUUGCUUAUUUCCAUUACUUCUGUUGGCACUUCAGGUGAUGCUGUUCGUUGGUGAGUUCAAGGACUACUAUGAAUAUAUUGGUAAACCGAUCACCACGCCUAAACCGUCGGCGUCUCAGUCCCUUUUCAUUCUUCCCUUUUCUGUUAUUGUGGUGGCGAUUUACAAGGGAUAUACCGUGGCUUCAGUUCUUUGUAGGUAG